Hydra vulgaris (swiftwater hydra) is the source of this 1041-nucleotide messenger RNA. Its product is annotated as zinc finger protein Gfi-1b. NCBI's taxonomy places the organism in Eukaryota, Metazoa, Cnidaria, Hydrozoa, Anthoathecata, Hydridae. Gene Ontology annotation, molecular function: RNA polymerase II cis-regulatory region sequence-specific DNA binding; DNA-binding transcription factor activity, RNA polymerase II-specific. Gene Ontology annotation, biological process: regulation of DNA-templated transcription. The record is from RefSeq and is a predicted model, not a curated record.
UAAUUUUGAGCAUAAACUUAAAAGGAUAAAAACAUAAAUAAACCAAUAGCGAUUGCUUUAACUAAUCGUAACUCGUACCAGGUUUCUAGCAAGUAACAGGUUGGACCACGUGCUUUAGAACACAAAAGGUAAUCUCAGCAAUGUUGAAAAACAACUAAUAAAAUAAUUUUUUACUGCUGUAUUAACGACGUUUAUUGUUUUUUAAAAAGCUAUUCACUUUAGAGGCAAUAAAACAAAAACGAUUUUAAUUGAGCGGAACUAAUUGAAUAAAUCGUUUGAUAACAGUUUGUGGAGAUAUUUUGGUAUGGCUGAAGACGAUCUUAUUGCUGCGGAUGCUAAAAAUUUUUUAUACUUUGUGAAAGAACUUUCCGUAAAUCUCCCGCCUGACGUGCGUCACGUAAAACCGCAGCCGUAUUAUGAUAGCGAUACAGAAAGUUCCGACUCAGGCGUUAUUCUUAAUAAAGAGAUAGGAACCACCGCAGAAACUCGUCGUUUUGAAUGUCCGACGUGUAACAAGUAUUUUAAACGAAGGUCUAGUUUAUCGACACAUAAGUUGAUUCAUUUAAAUGUAAAACCAUUUACAUGUACUGUUUGUUCAAAAGAUUUUCUACGACGAUCGGAUCUAAAAAAACACUCUCUUAUGCACAGCGGCAAGAAGCCACACGAGUGCCCAGAAUGCAAAAAAGUAUUUUCUCAAUCUUCAAAUAUGCUUACUCAUAUGCGUCGCCAUUCCGGUGUACGACCUUUCUCUUGUAACAUUUGCGGAAAUGCAUUUUAUAGAAAAGUUGAUGUCAGGCGCCAUCAAAUCCGUCAUCAAAAAAACAAUACUUAUGUCAUCGGGGAUGAAAUAAACGAGUUUUCGUCUGAAGGUUGUAUAUAAUUUUGUUCAGCUUAUUUUCUUUUGUAAGAAUCGUUACUCAUAGAAAUUUUCAAUUUAAAAAGGCUGGCUAUUCUUAAGAAUAAGUUUUAUGAAAAUUCAUUUUAUAUGACCUGCAAAAACAGAUUGAUUUUCUUUUUUAGAAAAAAUUAAAACAGUUGUUA